CAAUCCAGUCCUUGCUCUAAUAGCCCAGAACCCAAUUUCCAAACACACAAGCCCCCCCAUCGGCAAUCAUUCCAGAUCCCCACCUUCCAUUUUUCUUUCGCCGCUUCCUGCAAAACCUUACGCCGAUCGGAAACUCAACCUCCAGAUCCCCAUCUUUCUUCUUCGCCGCUAACUCCAAAAGCUUACGCAGAUCUACAACGAAACCACCAACACAACUUUCGAAACACGCUGCCACAUAUCCACAAACUCCACCACAACCGAUCAUUGUUUUCGAGCUAUCAGGCGGCUUCUAUGUUGGCCGAUCAGUGUUUCAAGUGAAAGAAAAGCGGAACACUCAAACAGCUACGCAAGACUAACCAAACGCAGAAGGCGGCGAAAGGAAGGAGAAGACUGAGGCGUGAAAGGCGCUCGCCUCUCGGAACCUCAAAAGGCGCCUAAAAGCGUGAAAAAGCACUCGCCUCUCAGAACCUGCGCCGCCUAGAUGGAACAUUCUUGGCCGAAUUGAAAUGGUGAAAAAUGUGCCGUACGAUUGCAGCACCACUCAAAGGUCGGUUGCCAAGCAUAUGCUCAAAAGCUGCAAUCCCAUCCGCUCCGGUAUUAUUCUCCACCGCCACCACCACCAUCCUAUUCCGACCACAACAUUGCUGCACUCGAGCGGCCAUGACCACCAAUCCGAGCUCAAGCGCCGCCGAUUUAGACGCGGUCUUCGCUCAGAAGAAGGCCCUUCGAUCCAAACUCAAAAGAGAUCUAAAGUCCAUGGAUCCCUCCCUCAGGUCCCAAGAAGAUGAAGAAAUACAGAACGCAAUACUUAAAGCUCCUUGGUUCAGAGAUUGUAAGAGGCUUUGUGCUUAUAUCAGCUGUAGCGCUCUUAGAGAAGUUGAUACUUCAACGAUACUGUCAGAAAUUCUUCAGUCUCAGAGGAAAGAUCAAAAGAAGCUCUAUGUUCCACGUGUGGAAGAUAGUAACAGAAAUAUGCGAAUGCUGAACAUCUCAAGCACUCAAGAUUUAAUAGCGAAUUCAAUGAACAUUUUGGAACCGGGUCUGAUCGAUGAUGAGGGAAAUCAACGCGAAGAUGUGUUGUUGGCUAAUCAACCUGUUGACUUGCUCCUUUUACCUGGACUUGGAUUUGAUAAAGCUGGAAGACGUUUAGGCAGGGGUGGAGGCUACUAUGACACUUUCUUGAAAAAAUAUCAAGAACUUGUGAAAGAGAAAAAGUGGAAGCACCCUCUGAAGGUUGCUUUGUCAUAUUCCGUGCAGAUAUUGGAUACCAUACCUGUUACACCAGAUGAUGUUCUUGUAGAUGCACUCAUAACACCAACUGGUUUUUUUCCUAUUAGUCAAGCUGCCCACGAGUUUUGCCUUUAGAUAAAAAUUAUAGCGGCCCAGGGUUUCCCAGAGCAGGCGUUGUUUGGCACGUUUUUUCAAGGCACUGGCCGUUUAGAUGCACAGCGGCCACAUAGCGCUGUUUCCACAAUUGCUUCAAGUAACAUCAUAAUGUUUUAAGGAGUAUUCCGUAUGAUGCACAUAUUUAGUAAUAUUGUUUAUAUUUUUAUGAGAUACAAUUUUUUGCCCCUUUAAUUUGUUUUUUGUUUUUUUUGUUUCCACAAUGUCUUUAUAACCUUUAAACAAUACUAUGUACUUGUUUUAACUUUUAAGUAAGUAUAUUUUUGAUUGCACUUGUUUCAGU
Molecule: messenger RNA, 1687 nt
Organism: Cuscuta europaea
Lineage: Eukaryota; Viridiplantae; Streptophyta; Magnoliopsida; Solanales; Convolvulaceae
Source: the annotation of a GenBank genome assembly